AUGCGGUCUCUCACCGUAGUCUUUUUCAGCUUGCUCUGUGCAUCCGCCGUUUCAGCAGAUCCUCUCGACGAUGCUAUAGCACUCUUCAAACGACAAAAUGUCCCAUUGUCUACUGGCAGUUCCGACACCAGCAGUUCCACCACUCCAACUACCUCUCCGACCAGUAGCGACGACGACGACUCGACCACUACUACUGUUACGAGCGAUACCACCUCUGCCACCACGGAGACCACAUCCUCUACAAUCACCCUUCCCCCAACCUCAUCGUCCUCGGUGACUGUGAUCACGUCGACAUCCACACGUACUCCUUCCUCCUCUUCCUCCUCUGACGAUGACAGCACUUCGGACCAGUCCACCUCCACGGAGACUAGCACAUUUACUCCAUCAAGGACUUUGAUUACUACAAGCUCGCUCCAAGAGGUCAUUACCACAAUCACAAGUGUCAGCGAAGGGAGCACCGUCCAUCUUACCAGCACCGGUAGCAGCCUUGUUCCAGUCACAACCAGUGUUGAUCCCGCUUCCCUGACGGGUGGAGGCGGCAAAGGCGGCAGUUCGGGUCUCAGCGAUACAGCCAAGGCAACCAUUGGAGGUGUGGUGGGCGGCGUUGGUGGUGCUCUGUUGCUUGCUGGAUUGGCAUACACCGCCUGGAGGAUUUGGGGUAAGAAGAAGAGCCUUCACGACGACGAUCUCUACGACCCCAAUCUCAACCAAGACAAACUCAGCGGCACCACAGGGUCUGAUUCUACGCCGUUCCGUUCCACGCUGGAUCAAUACCAUUCUCCCGGACCUGUCAACACCGCGUCAAACUUUUAG
Fonsecaea monophora is the source of this 813-nucleotide messenger RNA. RefSeq lists its product as hypothetical. The record is from RefSeq and is a predicted model, not a curated record. NCBI's taxonomy places the organism in Eukaryota, Fungi, Ascomycota, Eurotiomycetes, Chaetothyriales, Herpotrichiellaceae. The transcript has a single exon. Bases 1 to 813 code for a protein of 270 amino acids.